UUUCGAAAUGUUGUAUUUUCUCGACAAUGUUCUUGGAGCGGCAUUAAACGGUUAGACACAUGGUGAACUAUUAUUUCAAUUUAAGGUGUACUACUGCAAAAUGUUUUAUAAUAUUUUAUCAUAAUUUUAGAGGAACAUAAUUUAAGAGAAAUCACUUUGGAAAAGAAGUAAUUGGGCUUUUUUCUAAAUUGAGUGAAAUCUCCAGACAUAAUUCAGACAAUAUUUGAAAUUUCGGCUGAAUGGUGUUAAAGACGGCGGUAUUACAAUAAUGAAUACACUCGAUUUCUUAAAAAGCAAAGCAGUUAAUGCUGGAUAUUAUUUUCCUUACCUGUGUCCGCUUUUCUGUCAAAUUCGAAAAUGAGUCACAAAAUAUAUUUGAUUAAGGUGAUAUCGGCAUGUUUCGUAUGGAUACUUCUGGAACAAUUAGCUUAUAGCCUUCAAGAAAAUACAACUAUGAAACGGGCUACAAGUGCUACAGAUGGAGCGAUUAUUCCUGCAGAUUCGCUCUUGAGUGGUUCGAAUGACACAAAGUCGGAAUGGGAAGAACGUUCAUAUACUGAGUCGUUUUUAAUGAAACGCGCUGGACGAAAAAUAAACAUAAAGAAACUUAUGCUGGAAUAUUCAACUGUUUGUCCUAUUCAACGAUCAUGUGAUGUCAAUUUUGAAGAGAAGUAUCUGUUUAGCGGAAAUACAAAUGGUAAACCAGCCUUCUCGGAUUGUACAGACUGCAUGUGUAGUCGCAGCUGUGUUGAAUAUGGCAACUGUUGCCCCGGAACACACUUUGGAUAUGUUAAUCAUGAUGAAUGUCUCAACACAAUUCUGCAUCCAAAAGAGAAGAUUGAUGCCUUCUACAUGGUUGGCAAAUGCCUAAAUAAUUACACUGGAAACAACAGUGUUAUUGAAUUAUGCGAAAUGAAGGUCCGUCCUUGUACUUCCAGAGAAUCCGGACUUAUUUACAAGAACAAGUAUUGCGCACAGUGUAAUGCAGAAACUGACUGCGUCAAUUGGAAGCUUAACGUGGGCUGCCAGGUAUACAAAUCACCGUUCAGAGAGUUUGUCUCAUUAGCUGAUAUGAAAGCUGCUUUAGAUCAGUCACAUUGUGUAAUUCAGUAUCAACGACCCGUCGGCACUGAUGUUGGUUUUUCUUGUGGUUGGCCUGAUUCUUUUAAAGAAGUCCGUAUUAACAGAUGCAACGUAACGGGGUUAUGGCGUCAGUUUGAUGGUGACAUAAACUGGGCUUGUGAGAACUUUAUAGUACCAUAUAAGGAGUUUAAAAAUGUCUUCUGUUAUAUAUGCAAUCCCAGCCAUGGAAACUCUCAAAAUAUGUCCCUGAUCGAUAAUUGUGAAAUGCAUGAAAACACGAUAUCUUUAGCAUGUAAAACUUUUCCGGCCUCGGAUAGGCUAAAACCAUUUAAAAACAUUUAUUGCUAUGCAUGUAGUUAUGGACAUAAAUAUUUAAAGAGCUCAUGGACUAAAGUCGCUUACUUGAGAGAAAUAUCUGAAACGAACGAUCACGUGAAUCUGUCAACGCAAGUGAAUUUAUCACUUGUAUUUCCGUAUGAAAGUAACGUUAACGAUGUCAACAAGUUUGUGCAUGAGACAUUACAAGACACAUUUGAAUUUGUAGACAUGAAUAGGAAGCCACAUAGAGAAACCAAAAUCAAUUACAACAUUUCAAGUAUUGACAAAAUAAUAGAUCACUAUAUAUCGGUCUGUGGAAAAGGAACUCUUUGCAUGUAUGAUGGCAAUACGGACAAAGUGUACGGUAAUCCUGUUUGUGGCCACUGCAAGUGUGAAAAUGACUGUGCUGAAAAUGAGACAUGUUGUCUUGAUAUAAUACUUUCUAAGGAACCAUUUUCAUGUUUGCAAACUGAGAAAUUUCCUAUACUUCGCAAGAAUGAUACAGAAAUAAGAAAUCGUUACGAUUGGUUUGCAGGACAUAAAACGUAUAUGGUAAUAGACACCUGUUUAAAUGAAACUCAUCAGUUAUCAUAUAAUUGUUCUUCACUUAAGGGUACCUCUGAUUUCUUUGCUGAUAUACCUAUUAGCACCAAUGGUUUCGUUGCGUAUAGAAAUAUUUACUGUUAUGCUUGCAACAACAAUUACGUCAAAGACAUCACUUUGGAGUUUCAGGCAUACUGCGGGACAUAUAUUGAACACGAGUUGUUCACAGACUUAUCACAGUUGUUAAAAGCAAUUAAAUUGUAUUGCCAUACGGUGUCAUUUGUUCCUGUGAAAGGCAAAGUAUGUGCGAGAGAGUACGACGCGUUGAAAGCUGGUUUAAUCGUUGGUGAGAAAUACGAAAGAAUGAAAGAACAUCCAUCAAAUUUUGAAUUCAGAAAGAUACAAUAUGUAUCAGUAUAUCCAUGGGAGUUGUUUGAACCAGUAAAAGAUGUCUAUUCGUCAUGCAACAUGUCGGGAUUUCUGAAAGAAUCUGAUAUUCUUGUCAAUGACAUUUGCGAGAACGAAUCGGUAACAUUACUUUCUCUUCCUGAAUACCGUAUCGAAAACAAGGUGUAUAAAAAUUUUGCUUGUUUUCUUUGUAAUCCGGAUUUUCAUUUACAUGAUAUGGACUCAAGCAAGGUUAUAUCUGACUGUCGUUUAGAUAGUUCUGUGAAAUUGUACGAGAAGGAUGACAAUCUUGAAGAGUUGUGCACGACAUCACAGAGAUAUGAUAUAUGGUUUCCUUACAAAAACAUGUACUGCGCAGAAUGUAACCUUCCCCCAUGGCAAAUAGUCGACGUUGUGGCCCUUGAUGUAUUAAGCCCUGAAAAGGUCAAACCAGCCUACAAAUACAUUUUCUCCAUUACACCAGAAGACUAUGCACAUAUAGAUGCUGCUGCAAAAGAAGACAAUGUGCCGAAAUGCCGUAGAGGAACUUAUGAUUAUAAUUUGAACGAUUGUCGCCCAGUGUACUGCAAAAAAGCCUAUCAACUUUUUAAUUUUACGUGUAAACCACUCCUUGAAACGGCUUCCGGUCAUUUAUAUGAUUUUUUUUUAAAACUGUUUGUAAGAGAAUUGAAUGGAUUGCAGGAAAACUCCAGCGUCGACGUUAAGAUAUACCUCGAGGAGUUGUGUUCAGAUAUUGGCAAAAUGAUAACAAAUCAAUUUGGAGAAACAACCGAGUUUUAUAUACGAGAGCAACAAUGUCAAGCGUCUUCUCCAUGCAAUUUAUUUCAGAAUACUAGUUACACUGAAGGUCCGCUUGUAGACUUAACUCAGACUGAAUAUAUAAAUUUGUUUCUUGUUGUAGCUAUUGAAUAUACAGAAACAAUUACGGCAGUCAGAACUAAUCUUAUUAACGCAUUAAGGCGGAGGUAUUACAUAACUGACCAUUUUGAUGUUGAUGGUAAUUCGUAUUCAGUUGUUUUAGAAACAAUUCCAACGGCCAAAGGUGAGUGGUUCUACAAUGAAUCUUGUACAUCUCCACUCAAAUAUUUGAUGAAAACGUAUGAUAUUGAAUUUUCUUAUUAUAAAGUCGAUAGGUUCUUGCUCUGUGCUUAUGUAAAACUAAACCUCAGUGAGGCAAAUUUUUAUCAAGGUGCCCUUGUUGUGUCUGUUAAAGAUACAAAUGUCACAUUUCCUGAAAGUGAAUUUAAAGUGAUCGAUGACUAUAUCGUUAUUUGUGAAGACGAUUACAACAUGAAAACUAGGAAAAUGACAGAUGAAAAUCGUAUGCUGAAGUCUGAAAGUAUAUCAUAUUUACUGAAUACUUUUACAUUAAUCUGCACAGCUAUUUCCCUUGUCUGCCUGUUCCUUACAUUCACCACAUAUUGCUUGUUCUCCACUUUGCGCACAGUGCCAGGGAAGAGUCUAAUGCUUUUGUGUUUUUCACUUUUUUGCUCCCAAACUUCCCUACAGUUUGGUAUCAAUGGUGCACGCAAGACAAUGUUGUGUGUAUUCACAGGGGUUUGCAUACACUAUUUUUGGAUUGCCUCUUUUUGCGCUAUGCACAUUUGCUCUUUUCACAUGUUUAAAGUUUUCUAUUUCAACGACAUGUUACAUCAAUUACCAAACAAUGACAGCAGAUUAUUCAUGAAAUAUUUACUUUAUUUCAUUUUGUCCCCAAGUGCGCUCGUUCUGAUAACGGUGGUAAUCAGUAUUUUCAACUUGGAUACAUCUUUCAUUGGAUAUGGCGCAAGUUACUGUUUCAUCUCAGAUUUUUAUAUCUUUGUUGGCACUUUUCUAACCCCAGCAUGUUUCAUAUUUCUGAAUAAUAUUAUCUUCUUCUCUUUAGCUUUUCACAAAAUAAGAUCUUCACCAGAUGUUCAAAGCACACAAGACAAAAGUAAUUUGUAUAUUUUUCUGAAACUUUGUACAAUCGUAGGUAUUGCUUGGCCGUUACUUAUCGUUGAUAAUGUGUUAGAUGUCUCUUGGCUUUCAUUUCUAGUUUCUGGGAUAAAUUCACUGCAAGGUGUUUUUAUUUUCGGCUCUUUCGUUUUAAACAGAAGAGUCGUCCAUUUGUAUAAGUCUGCCUUGACGAAUACAUCAGUUAAAAGAUCGGUAAUCAGAUCAACACCACGUUCAAGCUACAGUGGCAAUACCAGCUUGUAAUCGCCUGGAAAGUAAAUGUGUUUUGAGCUGUGAAACAAGCUUUGCGGAAUAAAGAGUUCAAUCUAUCAUAAUAUAACUUCAAAGUAAGGAAUUUACUCUACAUCUGUCAGAAAUCAACGUAACGAAAGCAUGAUUUGAUCAGCCUUUUUGCCGUUAUUUAAGAAAGUGACACAUUUUCAUUGAUCUAAUUUACCUAUUUUUAACAAUAUUCCAGUUAUACUAACUAUAGUUUUGUAUUUGUUGGAUAUCUUUUAGUGUCAAGUUUCGAUUACAAACUAUAAUCUUAAAAGUUUCAUUUUUUUAGUUGAAAAAGCAAAUGUAGAUGUGCUGACAGAUUGUGAUAGACCUGGAAUUCUCCCUCUUAUCACAUGUCUAGGGACAUACAUUAGUUCCUUAAUCAUUCGUAUUGCUAUGUUUCCAUGUCAAAAGGUGAAAUAAGCUCUUAUCUCUCUCACUAUACCUUACUAAGCCGGAAAUAUCUCAAAAAAGAGUUUUCACCCUGUGAGAAAGACCGGUCCUUUAAUGUUAUACCUUGUGAGAAAACAUUUUCCUCUAUGUUCGUAUCAUGCGAGAAAGUAUUGUCCUUCGUGAUUGUACAAUGUGAGAAAGUAUGGUCUUCCGUGUUCGUACCCUGUGAGAAAGUAUGGUCCUUCGAGUUUGUACCAUGCGAGAAAGUAUGGUCCUCAGUAUACGUACCCUGUGAGAAAGUAUGGUCCUUCGUGAUUGUACAAUUCGAGAAAGUAUGGCCCUCCGUGUUCGUACCCUGUGAGAAAGUAUGGUCCUUCUUGUUCGUACCAUGUGAGAAAGUAUUGUCCUUCAUGUUUGUACCAUGCGAAAAAGUACGGAACUCCGUGUUCGUACGCUGUGAGAAAGUAUGGCCCUUCAUCAUUGUACCAUCCGCGAAAGUAUGGUCCUCCGUGUACGUACCCUAUGAGAAAGUAUUGCCCUUCGUGAUUGUACCAUGCGAGAAAGUAUGGUCCUCCGUGUGUGUGCCCAGUGAGAAAGUAUCUCCCUUUGAGAUUGUACCAUGCAAGAAAGUAUGGUCCUCCGUGUACGUGCCCUGUGAGAAGUAUGGCCCUUUGAGAUUGUACCAUGCGGGAAAGUAUGGUCCUCCGUGUACGUGCCCUGUGAGAAGUAUAGCUCUUUGAGAAUGUACCAUGCGGGAAUGUAUGGUCCUCCGUGUGCGUGCCCUUUGAGAAGGUAUGGCCCUUUGAGAUUGUACCAUGCGGGAAAGUAUGGUCCUCCGUGUGCGUGCCUAGUGAGAAAGUAUGUCCCUUUGAGAUUGUACCAUGCAAGAAAGUAUGGUCCUCCGUGUACGUGCCCUGUGAGAAGUAUGGCCCUUUGAGAUUGUACCAUGCGGGAAAGUAUGGUCCUCCGUAUGCGUGCCCUUUGAGAAGGUAUGUCCCUUUGAGAUUGCAUCAAGAGAAAACGGAUGGCAGUAUGGUCCUCCGAGAGGUUAGCAUGUUCCUUUAGGAAAUGAAUACUGCCAUUCAAAGAGGGUCGAGUUAUAACUGUAGUCAGUAGUGAAUGAAUAUCAUAUUUACUUAUAAUGUCAAUAGCAAAUUUAUUAAAAGGCCAUGGCCUGAAGUGGUUAUUAGCACGACUAAACUUAUAUUGCGCGAGGGCGUAGCCCUUUUGCCAAUAUGGGUCCAGGAGCCGUUCAAUGAGUUACUUAUUAUAUACCUCAACACAACGCUUGAAUCAGUUAAUUACAUAAAAUAUUGACAUUUACAUUUUAAAAGGGGUAAAAUGACAUCAAUAAUAACGUCGUUCAUCACUUGGUGGGUUAUAUCACUUCCGGUUGUCUGGUGUGGGUUACAGGAUUCUGUCUUAUGCAGUUUUGUUACUGCAUUUGUACUUAUAGUAAGGCAUUUAAUAAGUUGUGUAUAAUAUUGUUGAUGCUGGAAUAAACUGCCAGUGACAUAAGUUGUAUAUAUAUAUUUGUAAUUGAAGCUAUGUUCUAAUUAAUGUUAUUUUUUUUUUCAUGCAGAAAUAAACUUAUUUCCUUUUAUACUUGAUUGCUAUAUGAAAGUAAUUGCCAGUAUUUUGUCGUCUAGAUAUUUGACAGGACGAUAAUUGAUACUAAAUAUCGCCCCAGCAAAUGUUCUAUUACCAACAUUUUUGGCAUAGCUGAACUUUAUUAUAGUAAUGGUUUCUGUCUUUUUUUCUGGGAUUUAUGCUUAUAUAACAUUUGCGAUAAACGUGCUAAUUGAAUAAGAGCAAAGCAUUUCAUGUCUGAUUUGCACAUUAUGUUUGCGCAAAUAUUAGUUCACGAAUAAAACUUAAAUUCCAAUAAAAAUUUCCUGUUCAUGGUUUGCACCAAGAUUUCGAAAACAGCUGUUUUCAAUAUGAUGUAGUAAGAAAUUGAACGUUUUAAGGCAAAGAAAAUCUCCUAUAUAAGUGAAGCCCCCCCCCCGCACCCCUCCCCUAAAUGCCAGACAUCUUAAUCUCCAAUAAACAGGAUCCCGUCUGGUCCAGUCUGAUAAGGGUCCAUAAAAAACCCCUGUAGACUUGACAUGUAGUCCAUGUCUGAGGAUCACAAAUUUUAUUGAUAUGUAAAGAUAAUUGUUUUUUCCUGUGUUUUAGCUUUUUUUUCAGAAUAUACACAAAAUUAUUUUAGUUGAUAGUAUAAAACCUGUCUUAACACUUUACAGCGUCGUGAUUUUUUCUAUGUAAAUAAUAUCAUUUUAUUUCUUAUUGUAUAGGACUAACAUUGAAACCAGUGGCUUAAACUUAACAUAAACAUUUUUUACCAUUUGACUUCUAUAAGUGUAUGCGACCGUUUUCCAUGUUAAUUCUGUGUCAUUUUAUAAGUUACUGACAAAUGCUGUUUAAAGGGUACAUUUAUAAUUGUGUUGUGAUGCACAUAUUACAGUCUCUUGUAGCUUUUU
Messenger RNA from Mercenaria mercenaria, 7445 nucleotides. RefSeq lists its product as uncharacterized. The coding region runs from base 358 to 4554 and encodes 1398 amino acids. The transcript is spliced from 4 exons. NCBI's taxonomy places the organism in Eukaryota, Metazoa, Mollusca, Bivalvia, Venerida, Veneridae. Gene Ontology annotation, molecular function: G protein-coupled receptor activity. The record is from RefSeq and is a predicted model, not a curated record. Gene Ontology annotation, cellular component: membrane. Gene Ontology annotation, biological process: cell surface receptor signaling pathway; G protein-coupled receptor signaling pathway.